Messenger RNA from Penaeus chinensis, 708 nucleotides. RefSeq names its product ankyrin repeat domain-containing protein 54-like. Bases 1 to 708 code for a protein of 235 amino acids. The record is from RefSeq and is a predicted model, not a curated record. Gene Ontology annotation, molecular function: protein binding. NCBI's taxonomy places the organism in Eukaryota, Metazoa, Arthropoda, Malacostraca, Decapoda, Penaeidae. The transcript is spliced from 4 exons.
AUGGUGCAAGUUACAGGUCCUACGCCGGUCUCAUGGUGUGACCGUUGGCAAUAUCAGGACCUUGAGGACCCCAUUUAUCGGCGGACAGUUUCCCCCAGGAAGCUCCCAAAGUCCUGGAUAUUGGUCUUGGUCCAACAGACCUCUAGACCCAAGGACUUUGCUUCAUUGUUAAAUGCAUCUAGAGUCAGCGAAACCAAGGUCCACCAUCCCGAAAGCACUGAAAAACGUCUUAGAGUAAAGAAAAUGGACCCCGAAAGCAGAACCAAGAAUCUCCACUUGUAUUUAGCAAUAUUGUUAGGCGACGUUAAAGAACUUCAGAAUUGCAUUGCAUCGGGGGCGGAUAUUGCAGUUGCAGACAAGUUCGGUGAUACUUUCCUUCAUUAUGUCGCGAAGCUUGGACACUGUAGAGCAGCCAGAGUGUUACUAGAAGCCAGAGUUGACCCCAAUGCUUCGAACGGCGCGGGUCAGACGCCUCUCCACUAUGCGGCAAGAGCAGGAAACGAGAAAAUUGUUCGAAUCUUACUCAAAAAUGGCGCCCACAUGCGUGUGUUGGACCAAGGGAGCCACACACCGUUGCACAUUGCAUCGCAACGCCAAAGAGUUAAAGCCGCGAGUGUAUUAUAUAAGAAUAAAACCACGGAGACAAAGAUCUAUCGUCCAAAGCGACUAAAUGCCAUGGUUGUGAAUGCUAAGAUGAAGUUCAGUUAA